AUAUUGCUCAAUGUCAAGAAAGAUUUUGAAAUUCAAAGAGAGAACUUGAUUCAACUAUGGAUGGCUCAAGGACUACUCCACUCUUCGCAUGGCGAAAGUAAAGAUAUGGAAGACAUUGGCAAUGAAUAUUUUGACAAUUUAUUGCAGAGUUCCUUAUUUCAAGAUGCUGGAAUGGGUCAUAAUGGCAUUGUUAGAGAAUGUAAGAUGCACGAUCUUGUGCACGAUAUGGCGGAACUUGUAUCCAAAUCAGAAAGCUUGAGGGGAGACUUACGUGGCAUAGAUAAUACAAAUGAGAUUCGACAUGUUGCUCGGGUUUCUACUUCUGUGUUGGAUAAACUUCCAAAAAGAAGUGCUAGGAAAUUGCGGUCGCUGUUUUUCGACGAUGGUGAAGUUCCUAGGAACAUUUUGGCACGGUUCAAAGCUUUACGUGUCUUAAAUUUAAGUAAUGCUAAUAUUGAAGAAUUUCCAGUUUCAGUUGGAAGGCUGAAACACUUGAGGUAUCUUGACAUUUCUGAAACAAAAUUCAAAUCACUCCCCAAGUCUAUAGGCAAGCUCUAUAACCUUCAGACGUUAAGAGCAACGAAUUGUGCUCUUAAAGAGUUUCCAAAAGACCUGCAAAACUUGACCAACCUGAGACAUAUUUAUUUUGAUAAGAGUACAAAAUUCCCCCAGGGGAUAAGUCGGCUAACAUGCCUUCGAACAUUACCUUACUUUUUGGUGGGUAAUGAAAUUGGUUGUCAAAUUGAAGAGUUGGCUGGCUUGAAACAUUUGAAAGGUGAAUUAAUCAUUUGUAACCUAGAGCACGUAAAGAAUGGAGAAGAAGCAAAGAAGGCUACGUUAGAGGAUAAGAAGGAAAUAUGUCAUUUAAGCUUCAAAUGGACAGAAUAUAGGUCAAUAACCAACAACAGUGAAGAGGGGGAUGUACUGGAAGGCCUUCGACCGCAUCCUGGGUUGGAGAGCUUACGUAUUAAAAACUUCAUGGGAGAUAGGUUUCCAUCCUGGAUGAUACUGCUCAACAACUUGAAGAAGAUUCAAUUACUUGGAUGCGACAAAUGUGAAGGAGUCCCACCGCUCGGUCAUCUACCCAAUCUUACGGAGCUUGAGAUUAAUGGAAUGGCUAAUUUGACAUGCCUUGGAGCUGAAUUUUAUGUUUAUGAUCUUGACCACAAUGUAGCCAAGACAAGUAAGGAGAAAAUUACUCUAUUUCCUGCACUAAAAGUAUUACAUAUUGUGAAGUGCAACAAUCUAAUUAAAUGGAUGGAAGCGCCAAUGAUGUCAACACAAAAAGUUGUGGUUUUUCCUUGCCUCGAGGAGUUGGAUAUCAAAGAUUGUUCCAAAUUGAGAAAUGUUCCGAGUCAUUUUCCAUCUCUUCAAAAGUUGGUGAUAAAUUCUAGUGAUAGUGGAAUGCCAAUAGAAGAAAUAAGCCGUGAAUUAACAACUCUUGUUUCCCUCAAAAUAGAAGGUAUUAAGGAGCUUACCUGUUUGCCACAAGGAAUUUUGAAGAACAAUAAUAAUCUCUCAUCUUUGACGAUAAGCGGAUGCGAUGAUUUAACUUGUAUUGCUCCCGAUGUAUUUGGAUCUUGCGGCUCUCUUAAGAGAUUGUCUAUUGGGGGGUGUAAAAAGUUGAGGCAUUUGCUGGAUGGGCUAGACACACUCCCUCUCCUUGAAUACCUGAGUAUUGGGGGAUGUGAUAGUCUAGAGUUGAUUCCAAUUACACAGGGCAUGACAUCUCUUCGGAAAUUACAUAUUAGUGAUUGUAAACAAUUGUCAGGCCUACCGAGUGGGAUACGGUACUGCCCCUCUCUCCAGAAAUUGAGUUUAAAAGGUUGCGAUGGUGUAACAUCAGGCCCACUGAUUGUAUGGGCCUCUCUAGUGGAGUUGAUGGUAUGGGAAUGCAAUAAUCUGACAUCAAUUGAAAUCAAAGGCGGCGUGUCCUCUCUUCAGAAGUUGAUGAUCAGAUAUUGCGAAGAAUUAUCAAGUUUACCUGCUCUUCCUCCCUCUCUUAAGGAAUUGUGGAUAAGUGAAUGCCCAAAGGUCCAAAGUAACAGCAUUAGUCUACAAUCUUUUUCAGAUUUGCGCACCUUCACCUCCCUUCGAGUACUGAUAAUUGUCCAAUGUGAAGGAUUGGAAAGUUGGGUGAGCAGGCUGCAGUUUCCACUCUCUCUUGAGAGUCUGACAAUACAGGAUUUCCCUAAUUUAGAGAUUCUUCCAAGUUUAGACAACCUCACUUCUCUCCGUUAUUUGGGGAUUGUAAAUUGGCGAAAGCUAAAAGAUCUGCCGACGGGGUUACAACGGCUCCCGCACUUGGAGGGAUUGAGCAUCGGUGGGUUCUGGGAGGAGCUCGAUUCCUUCCCUGAUUUUCAAGUUGGAUCAUUAAUGCACCUUACAAUGUUAUCCUUGUAUGGUUGGCCUAAGCUCAAGUCUCUGCCUCAACAAAUUCAACACCUCACUUCUCUAACAGAUUUGAGAGUACAUCACUUUGAGGGAGUGGAGACUUUGCCAGAAUGGUUGGGUAGCCUUACAUCCCUUACGCAGCUGUGGAUUCAAGAUUGCAAGAAUCUGACCAACUUACCUAGUGUCCAAGCUAUACAACGCCUCACCAAAUUACAUACCCUGUAUAUUUAUAGAUGUCAUCCCCUUCUAAAGCAAAGAUGCAGCAGGGACAGCAGCACAGAUUGGCCCAAGAUUUCGCACAUUCCAUUUAUCGUCGGUAAUUGUUUAAAUUCUUGAAAUGAAAUUACAGAG
Molecule: messenger RNA, 2745 nt
Organism: Malus domestica (apple)
Lineage: Eukaryota; Viridiplantae; Streptophyta; Magnoliopsida; Rosales; Rosaceae
Source: RefSeq, a predicted model, not a curated record